Molecule: messenger RNA, 1579 nt
Organism: Myotis lucifugus (little brown bat)
Lineage: Eukaryota; Metazoa; Chordata; Mammalia; Chiroptera; Vespertilionidae
Gene: PDGFA
Product: platelet derived growth factor subunit A
Exons: 3
Coding region: 99-554 (151 amino acids)
Biological process (GO): positive regulation of phosphatidylinositol 3-kinase/protein kinase B signal transduction; platelet-derived growth factor receptor signaling pathway; positive regulation of MAP kinase activity
Cellular component (GO): membrane
Molecular function (GO): growth factor activity; platelet-derived growth factor receptor binding
Source: RefSeq, a predicted model, not a curated record
UGUCCUCCCCUGGAUUCUCCCCACUGGGCCCUCGAGCCCCUGCUCAUCCUGGGACAGCUCAGCGACCCCUGUGGGGUGUGGGGACCUGGGGCUGUGACAUGUCCCAUUGGAGGAAGCAGCAGCUGCACGCCCGGUUGCCCAGCCCCAGCCCCAGCCCCGACCCCCGGAGGGGCUGCAGGGUCAGUGGACAGGCAUGGCCUUCACACUCACCAGGCUCUCCCUCUGCAGAGGAAGCCGUCCCCGCCGCCUGCAAGACCAGGACGGUCAUUUAUGAGAUACCUCGGAGCCAGGUCGACCCCACGUCCGCCAACUUCCUGAUCUGGCCGCCGUGCGUGGAGGUGAAACGCUGCACCGGCUGCUGCAACACCAGCAGCGUUAAGUGCCAGCCGUCCCGCGUGCACCACCGCAGCGUCAAGGUGGCCAAGGUGGAGUACGUCAGGAAGAAGCCAAAGUUAAAAGAAGUGCAGGUGCGGCUGGAGGAGCACCUGGAGUGCACCUGCACGCCCACCGGCCCGAGCCCCGACUUCCGCGAGGAGGAGACAGAUGUGAGGUGAGGAUAAGCUAGCGGCCCUUUCCCGGGACACGGAUGUACAUGGCGUGUUACAUUCCUGAACCUACUAUGUACGGUGCUUACUGCCAGCGUGCGGUCUUUGUUCUCCUCCGUGAAAAACUGUCUCCACGCGCACCCUGGAGAACAAAGAGACAGUGUACGUCUGUUUAACGUGACAUCAAAGCGAGUAUUGUCGCGCUGGGCGAGCCGCUCAGAGCUUCCUUGUCCAAAACAGCGCGCAGAACGGAGCGGCUCCGACACGCUUCCCCCGCCGCGGGGAUGGAGGGCGCCUGCGGACGGACGCCACGCGGAUGGACUUCUGUCCGGGGCCACAGGUGCUUUGCCAAGGACACGGGUGGACCUGCUCUUGGCGGAGGACAGGCCGGCGCCGGGGCUGCCGGGGCACAGGAGCCUCUCGGAGCCGCCGCGGCCGUCGGAGCCGCAUCUCCUUGCUGUAGUGUUUAAGUCUAUACCGAACCUUUCUGAGAGCCUUAAGUGGGUUUUUUUUUACACCAUAAAGUGAUUAUUAAGCUUUCCUUUUUACUCUUCGCCUAGCUUUUUUUUUUUUUUUUUUUUAAAUUAUCUCUUGGAUGACAUUGACACCGGUAACACCAGGCUGCUGUAACCGCCGGGACAGCGAGACGGUACCUUUCCCAGCAGGAUGCGAGCGAAUGCGAUGUAUUAAAUAAACAUGGUAUACCCGCCUACGAGCAUUUCCUAGAUGUUUCUGGCUGCACGUGCUUCCCCUGGCCCCACCUCGUUUUGCUUUUUAAUUUAAGCCACAUUGAGAGAACCAUGCGUGAACCAAUCAGCCGCUGCCCGCCUCCCGUCCCCAGCGCUCCUCGCUCCUGCCGGGCGUGGCCGGGGAGGCGGCUCCCCCGCUGCCCGUGUCGGGACAUAACCCAAAUUCUUUAUUUUUGGUAAGAUGUUACGCUUCCGUGUACUCAAGAGAAACGUGUGUGUGUUGCUUUUCGUUUUUGUUUUGUAAAGGUGACGUUUGUAUUUUUAUCUAAUAUUACCAGUUUUAUA